This is a messenger RNA of Telopea speciosissima, 810 nucleotides long. RefSeq lists its product as uncharacterized. The record is from RefSeq and is a predicted model, not a curated record. Lineage: Eukaryota; Viridiplantae; Streptophyta; Magnoliopsida; Proteales; Proteaceae. The transcript has 6 exons. Bases 10 to 600 code for a protein of 196 amino acids.
GGCCAAGGGAUGACUGGAGGUUUGGAAAGCCUAACGAAAGAGGAAAGACGGGCGUUGCGAGGAAGCAAAUUUGCGCCUCUGCCAUCCGCGCCUCCUCCCUCUCAAUCUCGCCCCAGGCUUUCUCACCCAGGUGGACCACUGGCAACCAACAAAGCUGCUGCUUUGGCGAAGUUCCUUGAAAGAAAACUUCAGAAACCUGGUGGAUUAGAUUCUAUAAACCCUGAUCUUCUUGAGUUAGCUGUCAAAAAUGCGAAAGACACAGUAAAUGGUGCAGUUCCAAAUUCUGGAAGAAUUCGGCAUGUGACUUCUUUUGAUGAUUCUAAGGACUCCAGUGAAGAAGAUGUAGAAAAACAAGGUAAAUUAAUAGAAAGUAAGGUGAUGAUACAUAAGAAGAAAAGGAAGAGAGGAAGAAAACAAAAGGAUUCCCGCGAAGAAGAUGGAGAAAAUCAGGAUAAAGGGGAAGGAAGUAAGCGAAAGAAAUGUAAGAAGAAUAGAAAGAAAAACGAAGGGCAGAAGAUGGUGAAAAGCUCUGGAAAAAAUAGGAUCCAAAAAAAAGGUGAACCCAUGAGUCCUGCUAGAAAAUUUCCCCUCAAUGGUUGAUGGGAAGUCUGAUACUAAUGGUUGUCCUAGACAACAUGAAUUGAUGGAAGAUGAAGAAUCAUAAGAAAGCAAAGCACAUUUGCUUGGUUUCUAGGAGUUAAGGAAACAGGAAACGAAGCUGCUGCUCACUUGCUGUGUUUUUGAACAUUGUAUUGAAUCUUCUUAGCCCAAGUGAAAAGUUGUCAAAAGAUAUACUGUUCAGAAAAGGUC